AUGGCCACGUCGCAAUCUUUGGAGGGCGAUCCCAUCGAUGCAUCAGGAUUCGACAGGAAGCUGAGCGAGCUCGUACGGAACAAGUCGUUGCUGCACCGCGGCGGGUACAUCGGGGGGGAGUUCAUCACGGACGCGCCCCACAACUACCAUGUCAAGGACCCCGCCAACUUCGCUCCCCUCGCGCGGGUCUCCCUCAUGGGCGGCGCCGAGACCGAGUCCGCGAUCGCGGCCGCCGCCGCGGCGCUGCAGCCCUGGGCCCAGACUCCCGCGGCCCAGCGCGCGGCUGUCCUGCGCAGGUGGCAUGACCUGAUCCUGGAAAACAGGGAAGACAUCGCCACCAUCAUGACGCUCGAGUGCGGCAAACCACUCAAGGAGGCGCGCCUGGAGAUCGACGCCGGCGCGGCGUCCGUGCUGUGGUUCGCGGGCGAGGCGCAGCGCAUCUGCGGCGACGUCAUGGAGCCCCCUGCGCGGGACCGGCGGCUGAUGGUGUUCAAGCAGCCUGUAGGGGUGGUGGCGGCGAUCACGCCGUGGAAUUUCCCCAUGUCGAUGGUGACGCGGAAGGUCGCGCCGGCGCUCGCAGCGGGGUGCUCCGUGGUGCUGAAGCCCGCGGAGGAGACCCCGCUGACGGCGCUGGCGCUGGCGGGGCUGGCGGCGGACGCGGGGCUGCCCCCCGGGGUGAUGAACGUGGUGUUCGGGGACAGGGAGCGCAUCGGGGACGUCAUGCUGGAGUCCCACGUCGUCAGGAAGCUGGCGUUCACGGGCAGCACGGCGGUGGGCAAGAUGCUCAACGAGCGCGCGGCCCGCUCGCUGAAGCGCGUGUCGCUGGAGCUGGGCGGGAACGCGCCGCUCAUCGUGUUUCCGGACGCGGACCUGGACCUGGCGGUGACGGGCGCCAUCGGGUCGGCGUUCCGGAACGCGGGGCAGACGUGCAUCUGCGCGAACAGGGUGUUUGUGCACGAGGACGUGUACGACCAGUUCGCGGACCUGAUUGCUGCGCGCGUGAGGACGUUUGUGCUGGGGUCGGGGCUGGACCCCGAGGUGACGAUGGGGCCGCUGAUCACGUCGCUGGCGCUGGACAAGGUGGACGGGCACGUGCAGGACGCGCUGGCGCAGGGGGCGACGGCCAUGGUGGGCGGGCACGUGGCGGAGAUGCCCCCGGAGUUCCAGGGCGGCACAUACUACGCGCCAACGGUGCUGCGGGACGCGACGAUCGACAUGCGGUGCUUCCGGGAAGAGACCUUCGGGCCGAUCGCGCCGCUGUUCAAGUUCCGCUCCGAGGACGAGGUUGUCGCGAUGGCCAACGACACAGAGUACGGCCUGGCGUCUUACUUCUACACGGCCGACCUGGCGCGCGCCUUCCACGUGGCGGAGCGGUUGGACUUUGGCAUGGUGGGGGUGAACGAGGUGGGGAUCGUGUCCGAGGUGGCGCCGUUCGGGGGCAUGAAGCAGUCGGGCCUGGGCAGGGAGCAGAGCAAGUACGGCAUCCAGGAGUUCCUGGACAUCAAAUAUGUUUGCAUGGGACUCGGGGCGCAACGGUGA
This is a messenger RNA of Pedinophyceae sp. YPF-701, 1539 nucleotides long. The record is from the annotation of a GenBank genome assembly. NCBI's taxonomy places the organism in Eukaryota, Viridiplantae, Chlorophyta, Pedinophyceae.